AUGCCAGUCAACUUUCAACCAGAUCCUCCAUUUUAUCCGCUGGCAGAGAACGACCAUGCCGCGCUCGUCGUCGUUGCUUCACUGAUCUUCCUGAUCUACGCCAUUGUUGGAAUAUCUCUGAAACUCGUCAUCCGUCUCAACAUUACGUCUUUGAAAAGUCAUGAUGUGGCAUUACUGGUCGCGAGUGGCUUGCUCCUCUCACAGACAGUCUGCAUCAUCGUCGCUUGCAACCACGGACUCGGGCGUCAUCAGGAUACAGUAGAGUCUCGCGAUCUAGAGACAUUUCACCAGCUCUUUUAUACAUCGUCUCUGCUUGCCAUCGCCACUGCCGCCAGCACCAAAGUUUCGCUAUGCCUCCUCAUCCACUCCAUCGAUAAUCACGGCCGACUCAAUCUUGCGAACAAGUUACUAUUCGGCACCAUCGUCGCAUGGGGCGUAUCUGGUAUCUUCGCGGUGGCAUUUCAAUGUUCUCUUCCCCAGCCAUGGCGCGCCAUCACGGCAGAGAAGUGCCCAAGUCGGGAGCGAGUUUUUCUGUACAACGGCGUAAUGGAUAUUGUUACGGAUGUUUCAUGUAUCCCGAGUCUGAAAGGAGUCAUUGACAGCCUCCUCGGGUCUACUUCUGUAGCCGCCAUCCGGGCGCCUUACCAUUUGACCUCGUCAGGCAAGGAUGGCAGCAGGCUUCAACCAACAAGUCUGCUGAUCGGCAGCGGGUCCAACACGAGACCGGGGUCACAUCUGGCGAGCGGCGCAGGAGAUUCGAGGACCGCAAGGGCCGGGUCAAUCUGUUGCGGGAUUCACGGCUCUGCAGAAAAAGAAGAUGUCGGCUACAGUGAGAGCGUGAGGAGAUUGACACGGGGUGGAGAGUUUGGAAUGUCUCCUGAUGAGAGGCGUAGAUCGAGCUCACAAGAGGGAUCUCUGAAGUCUGGUGAAGCUGAGCUACGCUAG
Molecule: messenger RNA, 945 nt
Organism: Colletotrichum orchidophilum
Lineage: Eukaryota; Fungi; Ascomycota; Sordariomycetes; Glomerellales; Glomerellaceae
Exons: 3
Coding region: 1-945 (314 amino acids)
Source: RefSeq, a predicted model, not a curated record